Molecule: messenger RNA, 1386 nt
Organism: Acanthamoeba castellanii str. Neff
Lineage: Eukaryota; Discosea; Longamoebia; Acanthamoebidae
Product: Alpha(1,3)-fucosyltransferase 11, putative
Exons: 3
Coding region: 1-1386 (461 amino acids)
Cellular component (GO): membrane
Molecular function (GO): alpha-(1->3)-fucosyltransferase activity
Source: RefSeq, a predicted model, not a curated record
AUGGUGACGCGACACUCCUGCCAGUGCCACACUCUCGACAUUCUAUUCGCCGGCCUGGGGUUGGGGCCUGUUUUGUUCGUGCUGGUGGUCGGCAGCGGCUUUCUGAGCUCAUGGACCGGCUUGGGGGACCAGGGGCUAGUUGAGGACUUCGAGCCUCCACCUCAGGGCAGCAACGCAACCACCAUCCUCUACUACACGACGUGGUUUGAAAAUGUGGUCGCUCCACUCACAGGGUAUAAGCUCAAAACAUGCCCAGGCCAUGGCGCAGCACCCCUGGAAUGCGCGUUCACGAGCAACAAGCGAGCGCUCGACCAGGCGCACGUGGUUGUGUUCCACUCGCGCGACCUCGAACUGGCCAAGAUGCCUGCGGCCAGGCCGUUCGCCUCGCAGCUGUGGGCCUACUGGUCAGAGGAGAACCCCCUGUACGACCACCGCUCGUGCGGGUGGUACUACCGGUUCAAGUGGUGGGAGCGCCAGUGCGACAAGGUGUCACUCGACCCCGAGAGAUUGGCCCUGUUCGACCUGCGCAUGGGGUACCAGCUGUGGUCCGAGGUGGUGGUCUCCUACAUCCACCCCUCGCUCAAGCAGCACACAGACCGACCGAUGUCGCCCAGCUGGCAGGAGCGGCGGAACGCGGUGGUGUGGAUCGCCAACAACUGCGCCUCGUUCAACAAGCGCGAGAAGUACAUCGCAGCGCUCAUGAAGCAUUACCCGGUGCACUCCUACGGCGACUGCCUGCGCACCAUGCCCGGCAAGGAGGGCAAGGUGAGCGAAGAAGAGAUAUUGAAGCUCAUGAGCCAGUACAAGUUUGCCUUCGCCUGGGAGAACGCCAACUGCGCGGACUACGUGACGGAGAAGCUGGUGCAUGUGUUCAUCUCGGGCGGGCUGCCGAUCGUCGACGGACCCGACGACUACUCCCCGUUCGUGCCCAACAACCACUCAGUCAUUCGGGUGUCCGACUUCGCCGGACCCAAGGCCCUGGCCGACCACCUGCGGCUGCUCGAGAAGGACCAAGCCCUGUACGAGAGCUACUUCACCUACAAACCGCCCACGUCCCACUACCACCCGGCAUUCCUCGCGGCCGACCUGGGCCAGGACAUCGGUUGCAAGCUCUGUCGAGCUGUUGCACAGCAACGGGUGGAGGCCCAUGCAGGCCGCAAGAAGGUGGUGCAGCUGGAUGGGUCGUGCACGCGGCGGCGGUGGGACCGCGAGUACUACGAUGACGGCACCAUGUCGUCCGGGCCGGCGGAGCUGUGGAUCGAGGAGUGGGGCUUCGGCAGCGAGGACCUCGUACUCUGGGCGAUCGGGGUCGGGGGCAUGCUGGCUUCCCUGCUUCUCGCUCGGUUGCAUCGCCGUAAGCACAGGCUCGAAAAAAGCACACGAUAA